Messenger RNA from Diabrotica balteata, 315 nucleotides. The record is from the annotation of a GenBank genome assembly. Lineage: Eukaryota; Metazoa; Arthropoda; Insecta; Coleoptera; Chrysomelidae.
AUGGAUGCAACUGAUAAAGGCAUUUUAGAAAUCAUUGAAGAAGUCCCUGGAACAAGUACAAGGGUAAUAGCUGUUCAAAUAAAUGUUCCUCACUUAAGGGUUUGUAGGCAUUUGAAAGAUCAGCUGCAUAAACCCUAUCACUUAACAACGGUUCAAGAGUUAUUGGUUGAAGAUUAUCCUAAAAGGAUUGGAUUUUGCGAUUGGUUGUUAAUGGAAUACACUCAAAAUGUUAAUUUUAUUAGAAAUAUUUUGUUUACCGACGAGGCUACUUUCAGUAGAAAUGGAAUAAUAAACCAUUAUAAUGAGCACAUUUGA